AUGAUUCAACGAAAAAAUGAUGAGAAAAAAAUAAAAAUUUUAGAUACCUUUUGUGUGUCAAGUGAUGUUCAUUUAAAGUCGAUUCUCGAACACAAUAACAUAAAGGUUGAGAGUUAUAAAAGAAACAUUAAUGUGGAAGAUGUUACUGAUCUAAGGAGCCUCGAUUCUUUACUUUUAAAUAAUUUUUAUUUGUUAUAUGUAUAUUUAAAAGACAUAUGCUAUAUUUUCUUUCAUUAUGUUAUAUCAUUGAAAAGAAAGGGUGAGGAGGAUGAUCGUGAUUGUCUGGUUGGAUAUGAAAAAUAUGUGGAUACAUUAAUAAAAAAUGAAAAUGUAAAAAAUAAUUUUUUAUAUAACACAAGAAUAGAUAAUAUCGGUUUUUUUUUAAAAGGUUUAAGAAGAUAUCUUAAUGAAAUAAAUGAGAACAGAACGGAUGAGAUGAAUAUUUCUCAUAGUAGUAAUACAUUAGAGUAUAUUGAUAAUAAUAAAAAGAAGGAAUGUUAUAUUCCACAAGAUGUUUAUAAUAAUUUUAUUGACAAAAGAAAGGAAGAAGAUUAUUAUAAAUUAAAUAAUUCAAGUGAAGAAGAAAAAAAUAAGAAAAUUUAUUGUCUUAACAAUAAAAUACAAAAUAUGGAAUAUAUAAAAGAAGAUAUAUUUGAAAAUAUAAAUUAUAAUAAUGAUUUUCUUUUAUAUAUAUAUAAAGAAAAGGAAAAAAUAGAAAUGUAUAAUAUAGAUAAGGAUAUAAAUGACAGAAUUAAAAAAGAUAAUAUAUUCGAUAAUCUAAUACAAAUAAAUAAUAAUCUGUCCAUAUAUAAAUUAUCAUAUAUAUAUUUUAAUGAUAAAUUAAAAAGAAUAAGAUUAGACACCUUCUUUCAUUUAAUCAUAGAAAAAAAAAAAAAAAAUUUUGAUAUACAGAAAUGUUUAAAAAAUGACAACAUGAAUAUAAAUUAUAGACUACAAAAAAAUGAAGAAAAUAUAAAAAAUAAAGAACAAAUUAUUAAUAUGAAUGAGCAAUUAUUUUUAUUAUAUGUAUCUCAUUUUAAAUAUUAUAUUUUUUCUUUCUUCUUAUAUUCUUAUGUAAAAUAUAUUAAUCCAUCCCAUUAUAAUAAUAAUAUAAAAGAAAAUAAUAAAAAGGGGGAUCAUGUGAAUAAUAUUUAUAAAAAUUAUAAAAAAAUGUCAAGUAUGCAAGAAGACAAAUCCUUAUUUCUUUAUAAUGAUGAUGAUAACUUAAAAAAUUUAGAAAGCGUAACUAGUUACAUCUUAUGUUAUAUUAAUGAUAUAUUAUAUAAAAUAAAUAUUAUAUUAUCACAAGAUAAUUGGGACAAAAAAAAUAUAUAUGAGACUAUAAAUCAUAUAUUAAAAAAUAAAUUAUCUUUUAAAUAUAUUAAUGUUGAGAAUCUUGACUUGUUAAUUUCAUGUAUCUUAUUAUUAAACAUAUAUAAACAAGAUACAUUUCAAACCUAUUACAACUUUAAUAAUAUAUACUCGGAUUUUUUUUCGGUAUUUAAAAAAUAUAAUGUCUCCUUGCAACUAUCUAAAAAAU
Molecule: messenger RNA, 1540 nt
Organism: Plasmodium gaboni
Lineage: Eukaryota; Apicomplexa; Aconoidasida; Haemosporida; Plasmodiidae
Exons: 2
Source: RefSeq, a predicted model, not a curated record